Messenger RNA from Aspergillus terreus NIH2624, 1647 nucleotides. Its product is annotated as fungal specific transcription factor domain-containing protein. The transcript is spliced from 3 exons. Gene Ontology annotation, molecular function: DNA-binding transcription factor activity, RNA polymerase II-specific; sequence-specific DNA binding; zinc ion binding. Gene Ontology annotation, biological process: DNA-templated transcription; positive regulation of transcription by RNA polymerase II. Lineage: Eukaryota; Fungi; Ascomycota; Eurotiomycetes; Eurotiales; Aspergillaceae. The coding region runs from base 1 to 1647 and encodes 548 amino acids. The record is from RefSeq and is a predicted model, not a curated record.
AUGUUCGGGAUGGAGAGGAAGAUGCCCCAAGAGGGAUUUCAGAAGUCACUCCGUCUCAGACGCCUUGCUGCCCGCAUGCCUCGCUCCCAGAUGAACAUCGGUCUCAUAUACCCUCUUUUUACGACUGGAUUCGUGACCAUGCUGGAAUCUCUCAGCCGUUCGAAUGAUGACCACCAGGAGAAUAAUGAUACCACAGUCAUAUUCUACCUGGUAGUGUCGAUAGGUGCCGUUCAUGCCGAGCAAGCACAUCUUCUGAACGACCUUAAAGGUGAUACGGGCAUUCAAGCCUACCGCAACGCCUUCACUCAGGGUCUGUCUGCGGAAGCCCUGUACCGAAAAGCUAUUGAUGUACUCGAAACUGGCAUUCAAAACCUGGCCCCUCGUAUCUCCUUGGUCCAGAUCCUCAACCUUAUAUCUAUUUACGCGUCCCAUCGCCCGUCUGAUAACAAACAGUGGCAUAUAGGCGGCAUUGCCAUCAGAUGUGCUGACAUCUUUGAAAAGCUGGCGAUUGAGCUGGGACUCCACCGUCACAACGAUAACUGGAAACUGUCAGAGGAUGAACUGGACCUGCGGCGUCGAGUGUUCUGGACCACAUAUGCCAUCGAGAUAACCCUAGCCUUCAACCUUGGAAGGCCAGCUAGCAUCUCUUUUGAAGACGCCGAUGCGCCAUUUCCCAAGGCGACAGAGGACAUGAUAAUGCCCAUACACCAUUUUCGACAUCGCCAGAUCCAGGAACAGAUGUUGUCGCAGGUCUACCGCGGGAGGAAACGCAACAUACCUACAUCAACAGAGGAGACUCAGCUCAUCCUGGACAAACUCCAGGACCAGCUAGAUCGAUGGCACCUCGAACUGUACGAGCUCCACAGACAAUCCACCUCACCUUACCCAGUCGAAUACUGGGACCGACUGCACUAUUCCACGUCGGCCGCUCUAUCACGACCGACUCCGCUUGUUCCGCGUCCAGCACCUCCAUCGCAUGAACGAUGCUUCAUGUCCUCAGGGAGAGUGAUUGAGAUCCACGACCAGCUGAUCCGGCAGUUCCGUCUCCCCAAUUCGUGGAUGUUGCUGCAGGGCCUUACGCUGUCGGCCGUGUCGAUGAUUGUCACCGCAAGAACCAACGCAAUAGUCUUGUCCAAGCGGUUAGGAUUCGAUAACCUCCUGGACAGCAUCACACGAUGGGUGCGCAAGCUCUGCGUCGUCAUGGCGGUUAUGAGGGAGCGUUGGCCUGCCUUUGCCACCAACAACCUGGAAGACAUGCUUGACAAGAUCUCACGAGACACUGUCCGACACAUUAUCAACAUGAUGGCCAAUGAGCGAUUGGCAAAAGGCUCUUCUCUGGAUAGCGCAGUGCCUGACGCCAUGCAGCCUGCGACCCCGUCGCUGCUUCCUGCAAGACAGGCCAACCGCGAGACACCUGGUCCAGAUAGUGCGCCUAUCGAGCAAAUGAAUUAUACCAUGUUGCAGAGCCCGGGCAGCUUCAUGGAGACUACUGCAGACCAGCACGUCUCUUCGGCGUUACAAUCUGAAAUCGACGGUGGGUUGAUCGGGUUCGACUCCGACCCAAUAUGGGGGUCUUUUGAUAACUUGUUCGAGGCCAAUGCACUGCAGUCAUUUUUUGGGCUCUUCUCUGGCCAGGAGUAUAUAUAA